UUCAUGCUCUCCCAUCAGGGACCACGAAGCCAGUCCUCAGCUGUGACGCUGAAGUUUGAUCCCGCGGGGACACCAUCGCAUUAAAAUGCUCAGCGACUGAGAGAGUCAUAGAGAGGGGUGUGGCCGGCAUUUUAGUUCCGCCCCUGCCGGAGUAGCCGAAGGCCUCAUUGGCGCCUUCACGCUUCAGAUGCGCUUAGUAGCCGCGGUAAUCUCUGCUGGAUUGGCCGUAACCCUGUCCCUGAGCGGGCUCACAGGGUCUGAAGGCCACACACGAGGCAAAGGUAAAGUUCUGAGCCACCGGGUGCCUCCUUCCCAGGACUGCAAGAUGGAGGAAGGCGGGAACCUAGGAGGCCUGAUUAAGAUGGUCCAUCUACUGGUCUUGUCAGGUGCCUGGGGCAUGCAAAUGUGGGUGACCUUCGUCUCAGGCUUCCUGCUUUUCCGAAGCCUUCCCCGACAUACCUUCGGACUAGUGCAGAGCAAACUCUUCCCCUUCUACUUCCACAUCUCCAUGGGCUGUGCCUUCGUCAACCUCUGCAUCUUGGCUUCACAGCAUGCCUGGGCUCAGCUCACAUUCUGGGAGGCCAGCCAGCUUUACCUGCUGUUCCUGAGCCUUACGCUGGCCACUGUCAACGCCCGCUGGCUGGAACCCCGCACCACAGCUGCCAUGUGGGCCCUGCAAACCGUGGAGAAGGAGCGAGGCCUGGGUGGGGAGGUACCAGGCAGCCACCAGGGUCCCGAUCCCUACCGCCAGCUGCGAGAGAAGGACCCCAAGUACAGUGCUCUCCGCCAGAAUUUCUUCCGCUACCAUGGGCUGUCCUCUCUUUGCAAUCUGGGCUGCGUCCUGAGCAAUGGGCUUUGUCUCGCUGGCCUUGCACUGGAAAUAAGGAGCCUCUAGCAUGGGCCCUGCAUGCUAAUAAAUGCUUCUUCAGAAA
Molecule: messenger RNA, 932 nt
Organism: Pongo pygmaeus (Bornean orangutan)
Lineage: Eukaryota; Metazoa; Chordata; Mammalia; Primates; Hominidae
Gene: TMEM205
Product: transmembrane protein 205
Exons: 4
Coding region: 188-895 (235 amino acids)
Source: RefSeq, a predicted model, not a curated record